AGAACAGGAACACCAGCAAGAAGAACAGUCAUCUGAAAGUGAUAACAUUAAACCAGCCGAUUUUAAGAGUGUACAAGAUGCAUUAGAGAAAUUUAAAAAAAGUUGGGAAGAAAAUGCUUCUAAAGAAUAAUGCAAUCGACAAUGGUAAUAAAUUGCAGGAACCGCACAAACGCUAAAAAUAAGGGGAUGGAGUGUAUAUUUCAUUCACUUAACAGACAUUACAUUAGAAUGAAGAAGAACGAAAGGAAAGAGAACACCAACAUACUAUUUUUAGUGUUAGACCAACUCCUUAAAAUUAUGCGUUCUUGCGACAAUCUUUUCAACAAUUUAAAACCGAGGCUUGAUUUCCUUGGUAGUUACUUCGACAGAAUACGCGUCGGGCAACCUACAGAAUACGACAUUAAUGUUAUUUUAAAAUUUCCCAUCAACUGUGGCAAAAUAAAAUUGGACGCGACUGACUGUCAAAAUGAUUACACGGCCAUUGUGAUGCCAUCAGAUUUUCGAAGGCUCUCUUUAACACCAGCAACAGCCAGUCAAGGAUUCACAAAAACUCACUCAUGGUGCGACAAACAUUAUCGAUUAUCUGUGACUAAAUUUCGUUCUUGGAUGCAAAGUACCAUUGACAAGGCUAUGAAUACUCUACCUCAAACAGAUGGCUAUAGAGUUUUAAAAGUGAAAAAUAAAUGUUUUCGAAUAUAUUCAAAAACAUCGGGGCCAGCUAACACGAUAACCAUUUUAAAAACUGACGGCAGUCUGAUUGAUAUCGAUUUAGUUCCAACAUUUUCAUUCCAGCUGCCAACAAAACCAUUAAAUUCAAAAAUUGACUUUUUGAAAGUUGAAACAACGAAUAUUCGAACCUAUUUUAUUGUACCCAAACCAGGCAAUGAUGACUUUAGUUGGAGGGUAUCAUUUCCGAUCCAAGAAAGAUUGCUUCUGAAUGACAAGAACAAUUUGAAAGGAACUAUAAGGCUGUUGAAAUACUUUCGGGAUGUUCAAGGAUUUACAAAACUUUCCAGUUACUUUAUAAAAACAUUAUUUUUGUGGGAAUGUGAAGCGAGGGACGAUCAGUUUUGGAAAAGUAACUCUUUAUCAUUCCUAGUCUUAACCAUGCUGAAAAAAUUAAAGGACUGCUUGAGAGAUAACAGAAUAAAUAACUAUUGGUGUCCAAAUCAUAAUGUAAUUGAAAAAAUUAAAUUUGCCACAUGCCAAAACUGGUAUCAUAGAAUAUCCUUCGUUUUAAAUGAAAUAGAAGCUGUUGGCCGAGUAAAACCUUCUGUUAUUUUAGAUUAUUUUGUUGAUAAGAAUAAGAAAGCGUAAAUGUAUAUUAAGCUUAAAAAAUAAAACCACUUACUUCAAUCUUUGCCUUACUUA
Pararge aegeria (speckled wood butterfly) is the source of this 1371-nucleotide messenger RNA. Its product is annotated as general transcription factor 3C polypeptide 6-like. NCBI's taxonomy places the organism in Eukaryota, Metazoa, Arthropoda, Insecta, Lepidoptera, Nymphalidae. The transcript is spliced from 2 exons. The record is from RefSeq and is a predicted model, not a curated record. Bases 130 to 1317 code for a protein of 395 amino acids. Gene Ontology annotation, biological process: transcription by RNA polymerase III. Gene Ontology annotation, cellular component: transcription factor TFIIIC complex.